GUAAACUCUGUCGUUUUCCUCAGUCAGAGAGACACAGAGAGAGAAAGAGAGAAGAAGAAGCACCUCUCAUGGCGAACCAGCUUCUUCACCAUCUUCCGAUUCCUUUUCCUCUCCACCGUCACUUCUACCUCCUAAACGCCGCCGUUUUAUAGCUUCUCCUCCCGAAAAUGCUAAACCCACAUUCCUCAAAUCUCUCACCGACGCUUUUUUAGGUUAGUUUCGAACUCAAGAACUAAUCUUUUGUGUUUUGUAAUGUCUAAUCGACUUAAACAAUUAAUGGGUACUUCUCAUUUUCGUGUAUUUUUCAAUUAUUGCUUGAAAGAUUUGAGCUUUAACAAGACCAAAAAAAAAAAAAAAAGUCAAGAUUUUUAUUUUAGUUUAUAGAUCAUUUUUUCAUGAUGUGGAUACAUUUCUUUUCUCAGCUUUACUAAAAAUUUUCAUUUUUGUGACAUUUUUGUGACAAAUUGACUUUAUUUAGUUUGGUGGGUCGGCAGGCAAAAAAAAACGUUGAAGAUUCGUGUAGAUUGCUUUCACUUUAUUAGCUUACUAAAUGUUUUCACUUUUUUAGCAACUUUUUUUCCCACAAAUCUUUAUAUGUCCGGAAAGGUACGGUUAGUGUUUUCUUACAAGAACUUGAGAAUUGGAUCAUUACUUUUUUUGUUUUGUUUGUUUUAUCUUCAUUUGUUACUUCAGAUUCUUGUAGAGGAAGAGAAUAUUUUUAAGGAGGUUGUUUUCGAUGGAGCAUUACGAGGUUCUUGAGCAAAUUGGGAAAGGUUCUUUUGGGUCAGCUCUUCUUGUGAGGCAUAAACAUGAGAAGAAACUUUAUGUUUUGAAGAAAAUUCGGUUAGCUAGGCAGACUGGUAGAACAAGAAGGUCUGCUCAUCAAGAGAUGGAAUUGAUCUCAAAGAUAAGGAAUCCAUUUAUUGUGGAAUAUAAAGAUUCUUGGGUUGAGAAAGGUUGCUAUGUGUGCAUUGUCAUAGGCUAUUGCAAAGGCGGUGACAUGGCCGAAGCAAUAAAGAAAGCCAACGGCGUAGAGUUCUCUGAAGAGAAACUCUGCAAGUGGCUGGUACAACUCUUAAUGGCUCUUGAAUACUUGCACGCCAGUCACAUUCUCCAUCGCGAUGUCAAGUGUUCAAACAUAUUCUUGACAAAGGAUCAAGAUAUACGCCUAGGUGAUUUCGGACUUGCGAAGAUCUUGACAUCUGAUGACCUUGCUUCUUCAGUGGUUGGAACGCCGAGCUACAUGUGCCCUGAGCUUCUUGCUGAUAUUCCCUACGGGUCAAAGUCGGACAUUUGGUCGCUGGGUUGUUGUAUGUAUGAGAUGACGGCGCUGAAACCGGCAUUCAAAGCCUUUGACAUGCAAGGUCUGAUCAACAGGAUAAACCGGUCCAUCGUUGCUCCACUUCCUGCGCAAUAUUCUACCGCCUUUCGCAGUCUCGUUAAAAGCAUGCUCAGGAAGAAUCCAGAACUCAGACCAAGCGCUUCUGAUCUUCUCAGACAGCCACUACUUCAGCCCUACGUUCAAAAGGUUCUUCUCAAGCUGAGCUUCCGGGAACACGAUACAUUGCCAUCUGAAUCCGAAAGGAGAAGUAGCUAUCCUCAGCAGAGAAAGCGUACUUCUGGCAAAAGUGUGAGCUUCGGUCCAAGCAGGUUCGGUGUUGACCAAGAAGAUUCUGUUUCUUCUGUUAAACCCGUGCACACGUAUUUACACCGUCACAGGCCAGUGGAUUUGUCUGCAAAUGACACUAGUAGAGUGGUUGUUCGUAGACCCGCUGUUUCUUCAGUGGUUUCUAACAGUUCAAAAUAUGUGCCAGUGAGAUCAAACCAGCCUAAGAGUGGUGGUCUGCUGAAACCUGCGGUAGUGACUCGUAGGGCCUCCUUACCUAUCUCACAGAAACCUGCAAAAGGAACAAAAGACUCUCUAUACCACCCGAACAUCGGUAUACUCCAUCAGCUAAAUUCUCCAGAUGUGUCAGUAAACUCGCCAAGAAUCGACAGGAUCAAGUUCCCGUUAGCUUCAUAUGAAGAAAUGCCUUUCAUUCCCGUUGUUCGCAAGAAGAAAGGAUCGUCCAGAGGAUCAUACAGCCCGCCUCCAGAGCCACCACUAGACUGCUCAAUAACAAAAGACAAAUUCACACUUGAACCAGAACGAGAAACCAAAAGUGAUUUGUCUGAUCAAAAUGCAACUGCUGGAGCAUCAAGUAGAGCUUCCUCAGGUGCAUCAAGAAGACAAAGAUUCGACCCUAGCUCAUAUCGACAACGAGCUGAGGCACUUGAAGGACUACUUGAAUUCAGUGCAAGAUUACUUAUAGACGAGAGGUACGAUGAGCUGAACGUGUUACUAAAACCAUUUGGUCCGGGAAAGGUAUCGCCAAGAGAAACCGCGAUAUGGUUGUCUAAAAGCUUCAAGGAAAGUAGUCCUAGUAACUUGGAAGAAGAUUGAAAAACAGGGUUUUAACUCCUUAAAAGUUUUUGAGAGCAUGACGUUUCCACGAUUUGAUAGAUAAAUUGUUUGACUCUUAGGCUGUGUUCUUUGAAGCUAACUCCUGUAUCUGAUACAAUGAGACCAAAAUAUACAGCUUUCUAUUCUCUAUGUAAUCCUUUAUUCAGUCUGAAACAAAAAACAUUUAUGAACCAACCACAUUGUUCAAGUAUAUGAGGUAUAAAGUUG
This is a messenger RNA of Arabidopsis thaliana (thale cress), 2671 nucleotides long. RefSeq names its product NIMA-related kinase 3 (gene NEK3). Bases 737 to 2443 code for a protein of 568 amino acids. The record is from RefSeq and is marked reviewed. The transcript is spliced from 14 exons. NCBI's taxonomy places the organism in Eukaryota, Viridiplantae, Streptophyta, Magnoliopsida, Brassicales, Brassicaceae. Gene Ontology annotation, molecular function: protein serine kinase activity; protein kinase activity; protein serine/threonine kinase activity.